GUCAUAUGCAUCGAUCACUUUACAACAAAGAAAUUAGGGAUUUUGAUUGCAACUGUUCGUCAUAUAUUUUGCUCUCUGGAAACGGUACAAGCUGGCAGAAAGUAUUUGAGAUGACCCCAAACUCAUUUAUGAAAAGCCCUAUUUAUUUGUACUGGGACAAUUUGCCUAUUGAAAAGGUGAAAUUUCAGUUGAGCGGAACAUACCCUUUGACGUUUAUUUUCAACGGCAGAGGGACGACUUCUACAUCGUGGUUCCACCAAGCUAAUGCUAUUUCAAAUUCACUUGGUGCUCAUUCACUUUCAACAACAUAUACGUUCAAUAACAAUUUCAGUUACCCAGACUUUUAUAUCACGUCCACCGAAGCUCGGAUACAAGCCAAAAGACUAAGUGGAAUUGACGAAAAGUACGAUAUUUAUUUUAAAAAAGAUGGUAGUAAGUAA
Messenger RNA from Octopus sinensis (East Asian common octopus), 440 nucleotides. RefSeq lists its product as uncharacterized. Bases 6 to 440 code for a protein of 144 amino acids. Lineage: Eukaryota; Metazoa; Mollusca; Cephalopoda; Octopoda; Octopodidae. The record is from RefSeq and is a predicted model, not a curated record. The transcript is spliced from 4 exons.